AUGUCCUCCUACAAACAGAUCAUCUAUACCAAGACGCCGAAUCCGGCCAUCGAUCCCUCUCUGACCGGAGGUACCUUCAGCAUCAAGACCGUCGCCAGACCCUCCAAUGUGGCCGCCGACAAGGUCCUCGUGCGCACGCACUACCUCUCCCUGGACCCCGCCAUGCGCCAAUGGUUAACCGCCAAGCGAUCCUAUAUCGCUCCCGUGGAGAUCGGCGCCGUCAUGCGUGGCCAGAGCAUCGCUCAGAUCAUUGCCGUUGGCAAGGACCUCACGUCCAAGUUCAAGGCCGGUGACUGGGUCGUCGCUUACACUGGCUGGCAAGAAUACGCCGUGCUCGGUGCGAAGGAGGUUGAAAAGUUCGUCCUUCCCCCCGGUGGCCGCCCCACGGAUGCCAUGUCUGUGCUCGGCAUGACCGGGUUGACCGCAUACUUUGGUAUGACGGAGGUGGGCCAUCCAAAGGCGGGGGAGACUGUCGUGGUCUCUGGCGCUGCCGGUGCAACGGGAAUGGUCGCGGGACAGAUUGCCAAGAUCAAGGGCGCAAAGAGGGUAGUCGGUUUGGCAGGAAGCCGGGAGAAGUGUGAUUUCCUGGUGCGGGAGCUGGGCUUCGAUGUGGCAAUCAACUACAAGGAUGCCGACUGGAAAAAGCAACUGAAGGACGCCACUCCCGAGUAUAUCGAUGUCUUCUUUGACAACACCGGUGGUGAGAUCUUGGAUGCUUGCUUGGCACGCGCUGCUCGCGACUCUCGAUUUGUCAUCUGCGGCGCCAUCAGCCAAUAUAACGCUGCCAAGCCGCAGGGCCCGACCAGCUUCAUGACUGUGAUUUCUCAACGAGUCACCAUGAAGGGCUUCAUCGUCUUCGACUAUGCGAAGAAAUACCCUACGGCGCUGCAGGAGCUGGCCUCCUGGUUGUCGCAAGGCAAGCUCAAGCGUAAGGAGCACAUCGUCCCCGGUGGUAUCGAGGGUGCGCCCCAGGCUUUGGUCGAUUUGUACAAGGGAGUGAACACGGGCAAAAUGAUGGUCGAGGUUGCCCCUGUGAGUGAGGCCGCGAAGGCUAAACUCUAG
Penicillium oxalicum is the source of this 1062-nucleotide messenger RNA. RefSeq names its product NADP-dependent oxidoreductase. Gene Ontology annotation, molecular function: oxidoreductase activity, acting on the CH-CH group of donors, NAD or NADP as acceptor. The coding region runs from base 1 to 1062 and encodes 353 amino acids. The record is from RefSeq and is a predicted model, not a curated record. Lineage: Eukaryota; Fungi; Ascomycota; Eurotiomycetes; Eurotiales; Aspergillaceae. The transcript is spliced from 2 exons.